ACAUAGGGUUGGCUACAAUCUCAUCUACUCCUCUUGUAGUCAUUAAUAUCUCUUCCUCACCUUUUUUUCCCCUCUGUUUAAACUUCAAUCCCUUUCCUUUUUCUUCAUUUUCAUACAAUUUGGUGAAAGCAAGAAAAUUCUCUUUACUUUGUGAACAUCACAGUAAUGGCAACUACGGCAUUUGUAGAAUUCAGUGUUGUUGUUCGUCCUCAAUCGAAUUUCGUUAAUACUUCAUACUUGCAGCAGCUUCAUAGUCAUCGUCCCUUUUUAUCCCUAAGCAUUCCCAAAUCAACUGCUGCUCUCUCAUUCACUCAAUCUCUAGGUUUUGGAUGUGGAAUUGAGAGACAACAGUGUGAUCGUCGGGAUUUGGUUCAAACAUCAGCUGUUCGAGAGUUGGCUGGGUCUCUUAUUUCUGCCCAAGGACAUCGUUUUGCUAUUGUGGUGGCACGUUUUAAUGAUCUGAUCACCAAGAAGCUUUUGGAGGGAGCUUUGAGCACAUUCAAGAGUUACUCAGUUAGAGAAGAAGACAUUGAUGUUGUGUGGGUUCCUGGUAGUUUUGAAAUUGGUGUUGUCGCUCAGCAACUUGGCAAGUCAAGAAAGUAUCAAUCAAUAUUGUGUAUCGGUGCGGUGAUUAGAGGUGAUACCUCCCAUUAUGAUGCUGUGGUUAAUGCUGCCACGUCUGGAGUACUUUCAGCAGGUUUAAAUUCAGGUACUCCUUGCAUAUUUGGUGUCCUGACAUGUGAUACCUUGGAACAGGCUUUCGACCGUGUUGGUGGGAAGGCUGGGAAUAAAGGUGCUGAAGCAGCAUUGACAGCCAUUGAGAUGGCAUCUUUGUUUGAGCACCAUCUGAAGCCAUUACAGUAGGGAAAUUAAAGACCUCUUUUUUUUCUUUUUUUUUUGCUUCAGCUUUAUUGUUGGAAGAAAGUUGUGUAGUAAUUUGGCAAUUGUGUUCUUUGAGGAAUCAGAAUUGCUCUAAAUUGUUUGCAGGGAUAAUAUUUGUGAACCAAACUGCAGUUGUUCCAAUGUUGUAUUUUCAAAUAAUAAUAAUCUAUUUCUCUAUUACUA
Solanum pennellii is the source of this 1065-nucleotide messenger RNA. RefSeq names its product 6,7-dimethyl-8-ribityllumazine synthase, chloroplastic. NCBI's taxonomy places the organism in Eukaryota, Viridiplantae, Streptophyta, Magnoliopsida, Solanales, Solanaceae. Gene Ontology annotation, molecular function: 6,7-dimethyl-8-ribityllumazine synthase activity. The coding region runs from base 166 to 864 and encodes 232 amino acids. The record is from RefSeq and is a predicted model, not a curated record. The transcript is spliced from 8 exons. Gene Ontology annotation, biological process: riboflavin biosynthetic process. Gene Ontology annotation, cellular component: riboflavin synthase complex; intracellular anatomical structure.